Messenger RNA from Zalophus californianus (California sea lion), 3626 nucleotides. It is a transcript of the gene RND2, whose product is annotated as Rho family GTPase 2. Bases 144 to 833 code for a protein of 229 amino acids. The record is from RefSeq and is a predicted model, not a curated record. Gene Ontology annotation, biological process: small GTPase-mediated signal transduction. Gene Ontology annotation, molecular function: GTPase activity; GTP binding. NCBI's taxonomy places the organism in Eukaryota, Metazoa, Chordata, Mammalia, Carnivora, Otariidae. The transcript is spliced from 5 exons.
GCCGCGGCCCCGAGCGGGGGCUCGGCGCGGGCCCGCGAGAUGCCGGUGUCGCCGGCCGGAGCGGCUGCAGCUGCAGCGGCGGGGGAGGCGGCAGCGAGUCCCCGGAGGGGGGCUGCGCAGGGGGCCGGCGCGUAGCCGGGACUAUGGAGGGGCAGAGCGGCCGCUGCAAGAUCGUGGUGGUGGGGGACGCGGAGUGCGGCAAGACGGCGCUGCUGCAGGUGUUCGCCAAGGACGCCUACCCCGGGAGUUAUGUCCCCACCGUGUUUGAGAACUACACCGCGAGCUUUGAGAUCGACAAGCGCCGCAUUGAGCUCAACAUGUGGGACACUUCAGGUUCCUCUUAUUAUGAUAACGUCCGGCCUCUGGCCUACCCUGAUUCAGAUGCUGUGCUCAUCUGCUUCGACAUUAGCCGACCAGAAACACUGGACAGUGUCCUCAAAAAGUGGCAAGGGGAGACUCAGGAGUUUUGCCCCAAUGCCAAGGUUGUGCUGGUUGGCUGUAAACUGGACAUGCGCACCGACCUGGCCACACUGAGGGAGCUGUCCAAGCAGAGGCUUAUCCCUGUUACACAUGAGCAGGGCACUGUGCUGGCCAAGCAGGUAGGGGCUGUGUCCUACGUGGAGUGCUCCUCCCGGUCCUCUGAACGCAGCGUCAGGGAUGUCUUCCAUGUGGCCACAGUGGCCUCCCUUGGCCGUGGCCACAGGCCGCUGCGUCGUACUGACUCACGCCGUGGACUGCAGAGAUCUGCUCAGCUGGCAGGCCGGCCGGACCGGGGCACCGGGACCGAGAGCGAGAUACACAAGGAUCGAGCCAAGAGCUGCAACCUCAUGUGAGGGGCCGGGGUGGGGCAGAGUGUAAGGAGGGGCGGUGAGGACACAGCUGUUCCCUGCUGCACCUGGUUUCCGGGCCGCCUGACUCUGGUAGGGACCUCAGGGCAGGCCGAGGGAGCGCUUCUCCUGGGCAGGAGAGCUGAAGGCAGAAGGGUGCCACCAUUCCCCACCUCCUCAUCCCCCUCCUCCCCACAGCAAGUGGAGGAAGCCAGCGGGACAGGCAUUGGGGCCGGGAGCUGGGCUGGGGAGGGGGUUGGGGAAGCCGGCAUGGAGCAGUGACUUUGGUUGAGUCUUAGUCUAUGAAGGGUGCCUUCCCUCCCCACCCCCCGUAUCCAUAUCCUGGCCCUGGCUUCCUUCCCUAAGGAAAGUGUCCAUUCUGUGGCCUUCCUUUUUUUGCUCCUUUCCCUUCCACAGCUGUUCUCACUCAUCCUAACCUCCAGGCAACACGCACUAAAUUAAAAAGCAAGUUGAGAAGCCCCUCCCCCACCUACCCACAGUCCUAUAGCUCCCUCAAUCCCUUCCCCCAGCUGUCCCCAAAUAAAGCCCAUGUCCAUGGAAAACGGCUGUGGCUUUAGUUUUGUUGCUUUCUAAAAACCCAAUCUACCAAUUUCUAGCAGCAGGAGGGGGGAAGUUAGACUUCAGGAAGAACUUUCUUGUCUGUGCCCACAGAGGAAAAAAGCCAUGGGUCGGAUUAGCAGUGUCCUUUUAGGAGCCAGAGGUGGGGGAGUGAGGGAUCAUGGGAAUAUUCAUCUCAGUUAAUGAGCCAGACAAUCCUAAGGCCAUUUGGGGUUUUUUAAAGUGGACUGAUGUGCAAUUCAUUCCUCAGCCCAGCGGGGGCCCCCUGCUCGAGUGGGAGGGGUCCUGCUGAAGUAGUCCAGGCCCCUUGUACACCACCUCCACCCCCAACUUGGAAUCUGCUGGUGCUCUAGGAGUUGUGGGGGUAGGGAAAGUUUCAAAAACCUCCAUGUCGCAGAAGCUGACUCUUCUGUGCAGUGAAGUUACCCAAGGGACAGUAGUUUGAUUCUGGGGUUUCCUUGGAGGUGGGGGCAGGGGCUCUCACCUCCGUUCCGUCUUGAGCUCCUGGAUGAUUUUGGAGGGAACAUCAGCUGUGAGUUAAGGUCACUGCCCACCCUCCCCCCCCUCAACCCCAACCCCAGAAAGGAGGAAAGCUGGUGGAGGGGCUGGCGGAGCUCCUGUUGUCACGAAAGACAGUGCUGGUCUGUUUUCUUGGGAGUCUGGUUUCACAUUGUCCUGUAUUCCCUCCCUGGCUCUGUUCCCACUGGCCUCUUUUCGGUGACAUUCUCCCCCAGGAACCAUCCCUAGCGGUCCCCUCCCCCAGCCCCAGCCAGUUCUUCCAGACACACACUCUGGAAUAGAACACAAACCUCACCCUCCCAUCUGCUGGGUUCCCCCCGAAUUCGCAGCCCGUCCCUCCCUCGUUCAUUCAGCGGAUAUGCACUGAGCACCAACUGUGUGCUAGACACCGGCUUGGGAUUGUGAAAGGACCAGUCUCUGUGCUCUGGAGGCCAGCCCAACGGGGAAGAGAGGUACCCCAGGUGUGACAGUGCCUUGCCUGUGGGAGCUCCUUACAGCCUCAGGCACCCAGUCCUCUGAGCCAAGUCCUGAGGGCUGCAGGAGAGUUUGUUUGGCAGGCGUAGAAGGGGUAGGAAAGGCGCUCUGAGCAGAGGGUAAAGCAUGUGCAAACACGUGGCGAAGAGAAAGUGUGGCACGGUUGGGGCUGCCCUGACGAGGGGGGCAGAAGACAAGGCCCGGAAGGUACAUCAAGGCCACUGUAGGGCCCACAAAGGAAACAGGUCUUCAUUCUGAGGAUGUGAGAAGGCACCAGGGGUUCCAAGCAGAGAGGAAGUGACCAGAUUUGGUUUUUUGGAGAGAUGGGUAUCUGGAUGAGGUGUUGGGGACUAGGGGGAAUGUGGCUCUGAGGUGUGUCCUUUAAAACAGCUUCUCCUUCCCUAUGCCAGGGCCCAGUCUUGAGAGGAAAGGAAAUCCCAUCUGCUGCUGGCUCAUCAGACAGCCCUUUCCCUCCCUCUCCUACAGGACCCUGCCCCUGUCCAUCUCAGCUAAUCUCAAGGAUUCUGGGACAGCUUCAAGGGUCCUGGGCACCCAAACUGAGGUUAGGAGCUGACUCCAAGACUCUCCUCCAGGAUCCCGAGUCCUGGAUGGGAGGUGCUGGAGAGGGCUGGGUCCCAGCUAGGGGGCUCUGAGGACUGACUCCUCCCCCACAGGGACCUGCCACACCAUCAACCUGGGAUUUGGGGCCAUGGCUUUUUUCCCCCACUUUGGACUUUGAUACAAAGCCGACUCAAGCCUAUAGCCACCAAAGUGCAGAGCGUCUGGGCCCCUCUCUUCUCCCAACUGCCCUCUCCUGCCUCGCUCAGGGAAUGCAGAUGCAUCUCAAUAUCCGCCUAAAGCAAACAAAAUUAGGAAAAUAAAUCAGCGGGGGAAACCCCCAAAGUUUAAUACAUUUCCAAUACCACCGGGAACAGAUUGUGGUCUCCUGUGCAGGUCUGGGUUGCCAGACUUUUGACUGCCUGGGGAAGGGCGCUGUGCUGCUGGGCCGAGGAGCUCAAUGGGUGGGAGGAGGGAAUGGGGCUGUUUCUAGAUCCUCAAAGGCCCCUGCAGGCUGGAGGGAGAGGACUCUAACCCACACCCCAGAUGCCAGAGUCAGACCCAGUCAGACCCAGCUUCCUCCUCCGCAGCUGUUUCCCCCACAAAUUAGACACCCGUUUGGGAAACAAUGUAGCCUCGUUAAUCAUUUAAUGAAAUAAACAACUAAUC